AUGAAGGGAGGGAAACGAGACAGACGGGACCGCAACGGGGCGACGGACCUGGGGUUCGUCAACGGGGGCGACCGCCGAGACCCCCACUCCGACUUCCAAGACGCGCCCUCGCCCCCCAUCCUGGAAGCCAUCGGGGGCCCCGACGUCAAAGGGCCCUCUCACCUCGAAGACGGCUCCAGCGGCGGGAGCAGAAGGCUGAGGAGGGGACAGGCCCACAGAGACUCUUCCUGGACUCUUGGCUACUCGGACGGGGACCUGGCGGAGGACAGGGAGACGUCGGAGCUGGACGUGAUGCCCAAACUGUUCAGGGAGGCCAAACUGCGGUCUGAAAACCCAGCCGUGACGAGGAGGCGGGCGGCGGGGGCGGGCCAGGUUCCGGCCGGGAGCGGCUGCCCCCUCAUCGACCUCACGGAGGAGGAGGAAGAUCCGAAGGUGACCUCGAUCCACAGCCCGGACGGAAAGUCUCAGGAGCCCGAGAGCCGGGAGCCGGCUGAUCCGGGGGAAUACCAGGAUGGAAAGGAAUUUGGAAUCGGCGAGCUCGUCUGGGGGAAGAUCAAGGGGUUUUCCUGGUGGCCGGCCAUCAUCGUGUCCUGGAAGUUGACAUCCAAACGACAGGCCAUCUCCGGGAUGCGGUGGGUCCAGUGGUUCGGGGAUGGAAAAUUCUCCGAGGUUUCGGCGGACAAGCUGGUGGGACUCACGGCCUUCAGUCAGCACUUCAACGCGGCCACGUUCAACAAGCUCGUGUCCUACCGCAAGGCCAUGUUCUAUGCCCUGGAGGUGGCGAGGAAUCGUGCGGGGAAAACCUUUCCUGCCAGCGCCGGGGAUUCCCUGGAAAACCGGCUGAAGCCGAUGGUGGAUUGGGCUCACGGGGGCUUCCAGCCCAUGGGAUUCGAGGGGCUGAGGCCCCCCAAGACCUCAGAGAACGGAGCGCCCAAGCCCCGCCCGGCCGACUCGGCCGUCGUGGAGUCCUGCCCACCCAGCAAGAGGCUCAAGACCAACCUGUGCAACAACGGCAAGGAGCGAGCCGAGGAGGAUCGUAGCCGAGAACAAAUGGUGUCCGACGUGACCAACAACAAGAAGUGCCUCGAAGACAGCUGCUUGUCAUGUGGUAGGAAGAAUUCAGCUACGUUCCACCCGCUCUUUGAGGGGGGCCUCUGCCAGACCUGCAAGGACCGCUUCCUGGAGUUGUUCUACAUGUACGACGACGACGGCUACCAGUCCUACUGCACCGUCUGCUGUGAGGGGCGGGAGCUGUUGCUCUGCAGCAAUACCAGCUGCUGCCGGUGCUUCUGUGUGGAGUGUCUGGAGGUCCUGGUGGGGCCUGGCACGUCGGCCAACGCCAAGGAGCAGGAGCCGUGGAGCUGUUACAUGUGUCAGCCCCAGCGUAGCCACGGGGCCCUGCAACGGCGACAUGACUGGAACCGCCGCCUCCAGGACUUCUUCACCAACGACAAGGGCCAGGAAUACGAGGCGCCUAAAAUUUACCCAGCAGUGCCUGCGGAACGGAGGCGGCCGAUUAGGGUGCUUUCCCUCUUUGACGGCAUAGCAACAGGUUAUCUGGUCCUCAAGGACCUGGGGAUCAAGGUGGACAAGUACGUGGCCUCGGAGAUCUGCGAAGACUCGAUCGCCCUGGGCACCGUCCGUCACGAGGGGAACAUCGAAUACGUCCACGACGUCCGGAAUAUCACCAAGAGACACAUUGACGAGUGGGGCCCCUUCGACCUGGUGAUCGGCGGAAGUCCCUGCAACGACCUCUCCAACGUGAAUCCGGCCAGGAAGGGUCUGUAUGAAGGCACUGGACGCCUUUUCUUUGAGUUUUAUCACCUCCUCAACUACGCACGUCCCAAGGCCGGAGAGAAGAGACCCUUCUUCUGGAUGUUCGAGAACGUCGUGGCCAUGAGGGUGAACGACAAGAGGGACAUCUCCAGGUUUUUAGAGUGCAAUCCGGUCAUGGUGGACGCCAUCAAGGUGUCGGCAGCCCACCGCGCUCGGUACUUUUGGGGCAACCUGCCCGGGAUGGACAGGCCGCUGGUAGCUUCAAAGACCGAUAAACUUGAGCUUCAGGACUGCCUGGAGUUCAAUAGGAUAGCCAAGUUGAGGAAAGUACGGACUAUUACGACCAAGUCCAACUCGAUCAAACAGGGGAAAAGCCAACAGCUUCCCGUUAUCAUGAACGGUAAAGAAGACAUUUUGUGGUGCAGUGAGUUAGAAAGGAUCUUCGGCUUCCCCGUGCACUACACGGAUGUGUCCAACAUGGGCAGGGGGGCUCGGCAGAAGCUGCUGGGGAAGUCCUGGAGCGUUCCUGUUAUCAGACACCUGUUUGCACCCCUCAAGGAUUACUUCGCCUGUGAAUAGCCCAGAGCCGGGGGUGGGCGGUGGUGGGCGGCUUGGGGGGAGACGGGCCCGAUCAGAAAGCGGGGCGGGACGUCCGUUCCGGAGCCCCAUCCCGCCGCCUGACCUCGAAGCGGGUCUUCCCGUGACCCCGUACCUCAGCUUUCCCAUCGGCGGAACGGGAACGGCGAUAACCUGUCUCCCCGCUCGUUCCGUCCCCCCACCCCCCGCCCCGGAUCCCAGGCACUGAAGCGGCCUCGGAGGCCCCCGAGAGCGGCCCGAGAAGAAACUUGAAGAGAAAUCGGGGGGACGAGGCCUCCCCGUCGGGUUUUUUUUCCUCCCUCUUUUUCCCGUACCCCUCGGACGACUGCUAAGAAACCAAAACCUCAAGCCCGCGUCCCCUUCGGUAACCGACCGGCCUCCCGCGGCCGUUCGGCCUGCUUUUUUUUAUUAUUAUUAUUAUUUUCGAUCUCCUCUUUCCCCUUUCCUCGUCUCCUCCGUCCGGCCGCGUCCUCUCCGCCGUCGGCCGCCGACCCUUGAGGCGGGGGGACGUGCGGACGGACGGAGCUGUGCUGUGAGGAACGUAGGGUGACGGUCACUCAUUCAACCGACCGUAUUUAUCGAGCGCUCACUGUGUGCAGAGCACUGUACUGAGCGCUUGGGAAGUACAGCUGGUCAACGGGGAGAGACAGCCCCUACCCGGCAUCGGGCUCACGGUCUAGAAGGGGGGAAAACGGGGAACGAAAAGCAAGUAGGCAGGUCGUCUUCUAGCCGUAGCGAGGAAAGAAACCGUGCAUGUGUGUGCGUGUAUGUAUGUGCCUGUGUGUUCGCGUGCUUGUGCGUGCCUGCAUGUGUGUCGUAGCCAUGAUUUCGUUUCGAAAGUAAUCAGGAAUCCCUCUGACGCUUCUUAAAGGAAGUCGCGGCGGGGAGGUUGGAAAUGGUCGCUGCCGGGUUUAAGGCAGGGUUCUUCCGCCGCCCCCCCCACCCCGCCUCCGGCCACCCUGUACUGCUUUUAUUUUUCGUUUCGUUGUUUUCCUUUUAAAGCGAUGAGAUCAGCAGGGAUGAUUUCGUGUUUUUCGGGGAUCAGUUCUCUUUUUAAAGAAAAAAAAAAAAGGAAGUCCAGGGCAAGAACCAAGCACAAAAUCUCCGUUAGGUCUCUUUCUCCAGGCCGCAGUUUGGGGGGGCGGGCCGGAGGUAGGCCAGCCGGAUGGAGAAGCCGUCCGGCCCUCGUACUCCUACCUCACGUCUUCCCCCGGACCCCCCCGGUCCUCCCCCACCCCCGGCCGAGACACCUCAGGGAACGGAAGGGGGCAAGAUCGCCUCCCGCCUCUCCGCUUCCUCGCCCGGAAAUUCCCCUUCGCCGGAAGCCGGGCCCGCGGGAUUCGAACCCAGGACCUCGGGGCCCGCCCACGCUCCGACCGCCGCCGUUUCGGAAGAACUUUCCCCUCCUGCUUGGCGGGAAAGACAGAGGAUCUGGAACGGAAGCGACGCCCCCCUCUCCCCCAAAUCUGUCUUUUCGCGAAGCUAUUUUACGGGGGGUCCGAGGGGAGGACCGGACUGCGUUUUAGAAUCACGGUUGUAGUGGGUUUUCGAGGCCCUUCUUACUCUUCUCACUGGUGCUAUUUUUUUGGUAGACUCAAGGACGUUGGAAAUUUCGGUGGGGUGCUUUUUUUUUUAUACAGCCUUUUUUUAAAAAAAAUCAUCAGACUUCUAUUUUUGGGGGUUAAUGUUUCAUAAACAUGUUUUGUAACAGGAGCCGAGUAACAAAUAAGAACAAACUCAGAAAACUGUGCCUUGUCUGAACAGUUUGCUAAUUUUUAGGAUGGAAAAAGACAAAAAUAAUUAGUAGACCUGAUUACAACAGUUUGAUUAAAGUCAGUAUUUCUCUA
Molecule: messenger RNA, 4220 nt
Organism: Ornithorhynchus anatinus (platypus)
Lineage: Eukaryota; Metazoa; Chordata; Mammalia; Monotremata; Ornithorhynchidae
Gene: DNMT3B
Product: DNA methyltransferase 3 beta
Exons: 20
Coding region: 1-2355 (784 amino acids)
Biological process (GO): negative regulation of transcription by RNA polymerase II
Cellular component (GO): nucleus
Molecular function (GO): DNA binding; DNA (cytosine-5-)-methyltransferase activity, acting on CpG substrates
Source: RefSeq, a predicted model, not a curated record